This is a messenger RNA of Paralichthys olivaceus (Japanese flounder), 2069 nucleotides long. The record is from RefSeq and is a predicted model, not a curated record. Lineage: Eukaryota; Metazoa; Chordata; Actinopteri; Pleuronectiformes; Paralichthyidae.
UCCAGCGACUCUCUGCAACUCCCUCGCCGCAGGUAAACGGUGAAUUCGAUCUGCGAAAUCGGCUCCGAAAGGCUUUAAACACCAGCUGCGGCCAUGACGGGAGAAAUGACGGAGCAGAAGAAGUUUUCUGAAGUCAUUAGUCAGAUACUACAAACUGCGCCAGACGCGAGGAAACACCUUGUUGACAACCACAGCAACCUCCUGCAAGUGGCGGACUACUGCGAGAGCAGUUACCUCCAGGCAGAGGAUCAGGCCAAGGCUAUAAAUGAGUCCAAGGCUUUGGCCGCCCAGGCUCUGGCCAGUGUCACCUACCAGAUCAACAGUCUGGCCACCACCGUGCUGAGGCUGCUGGACUCUCAGGCCAUGCAGAUCAAAGCUAUGGAGUCCUCAGUCAACCUGCUGUCACUGACUGAGGCUGGUUCUCCCUGUGCUCUGCUCCAGGCUGCAGCUAUCCACUUUGAGAAGGUGUCGAGGAGAGAGAUUGGUGUUUAUACUACAGCCAAAGAGAGGAGUCGCUCCAGGCUGAUGGCUCUGCCGCCUUUAGGCAAGGAGCCAGAGAGGAGCUACUCAAGGGUGCCAAUAUCCUACUCUGUCUUGGACUCUAUUGGACACAGUUUUAAGGUCUUUGAGGAGCAGCCCAGAAAGAGAGCAGACAGCAUACUGAGCACUGCAGACAUCUCUGUAACCAGUCUCGGCAUCGCCGUGCCUCCACCGUCAGUCCCCACCUUGCCAACCGCCACCAACCCCUCCAACGUCAGCCUGCCCCCUGCUCCUCCCCCGGCCGGUGGCCUAGACCCCGGCCUGCCUGCCCCGCCGCCCUUCUCUUCCUCCAUGGACGACAGCCUCCCCCCUCCGCCCCCCAUGACCUCACCCACAUGUCUGCCCCCGCCUCCCCCUCCGCCGACUAUUGGCUUGUCGAACGCAGCCUACCCACCUCCUCCACCUCCCGCGCCCGUGUCAGGGGGCGCUGCCCUCCCUCCUCCGCCCCCGCCUCCGCCAUCGUCAGGAGCUGGACCUCUUCCCCCUCCGCCUCCUCCUCCUCCAAUGUCAGGAGCUGCGUCUCUCCCACCUCCUCCUCCACCACCUCCUCCACCACCUCCCCCUCCCCUACAUUAACACACAAUAUGGGUCAUGAUGUUGGAUGGUUUCACUUUUGCGAGAGUAAAGCAGGUAACAAGUCUGAGCAGACAUGCUGGGUCUUUGCCAUCAGAUGAAAGUGUAAAACAUAUUUUCAGGCCUGUUUUGACAUCGACAUCAUGUGCAAAUAAAAGCUGGAAACAGUCUGUGUGUCGGUUUGACCUCGAGCUGUUUCAUCUGUGUUGAACAGCACAAAAUGAACCUCAAAUUAUAUAUUUUUUCCUGGGCCUGAAAAUCCUCCUUAGCACUGACACACUGCUGCGUUGAACGCUGCUCUGCUGAGCGUGUUUCAACAGCCCCUGCACUGCAUUCCUGAGAAACAAGCUCAAACAAGGAUUCUUGCAUUUUCGUGUUAUCAGUUUUUUGUGUCCUGUAAUGUGAUUUCCCUUCCUUUACGUCUUUGUGUUAUUACAAUAUUUCUUCAUCAGUUUCAGUGAUAUCAAAAGCUGGCGGACUUUUACACUGUCACUCUGCUGUGUGGUGAGCACUGUCAGUGAUGGGAAGUUGUUUACGUCAGGUGCCUCUUUAAACAGGUCAAUGAGGCUAUAAAAUGUGUGUUGCAAGUCAGCACUCUGCUUGAGCCGCGCUACACGGCUGCCACUUGAAGGUAAGCUUCAUUUUCAGCAUGGAAAAUAUCACAAUAGUCAGGGACAACUUAUUAACUCAUUUGCUGUACUGUACUUUAUUGUGUACAGUAUCGACAAGCCUGAUCACACAAGGCCUAUUUUAUAUUCAUCAACAAUGCAGAGGAAAUGUCUUGCUACUGUUUUAUUUUACUGACGUGUUUAUCUUUCAAAAGUUUAAAUCUAUAAUCGUAUAUGUUUGCAACAGCUAAUAAAAACUAAAAAGCUUUAUCUUCCAACAGUUGUGUUUCCAGAAUGCAGACAAAGUUGUCAUUGUGAGAAUAAAAUCUACGGCUUGUCACAUGAAAA